Caenorhabditis briggsae is the source of this 402-nucleotide messenger RNA. RefSeq names its product Protein CBR-MRPS-23 (gene Cbr-mrps-23). Gene Ontology annotation, molecular function: structural constituent of ribosome. Lineage: Eukaryota; Metazoa; Nematoda; Chromadorea; Rhabditida; Rhabditidae. The record is from RefSeq and is a predicted model, not a curated record. The transcript is spliced from 3 exons. The coding region runs from base 1 to 402 and encodes 133 amino acids. Gene Ontology annotation, biological process: translation. Gene Ontology annotation, cellular component: mitochondrion; ribosome.
AUGUCAUCGUUUAUCACUCGCGCCGAAAGAUCAGGAAAUAUUUUCUCUCGUGUUACCGGACUCAUCCGCGCUGGACAGCUGAGUUGGGCUGAUAGACCAUUAUGGUAUGACGUUUACAUCUCGUCACCGCCACUAUCACCACCGGAUUGGAAUGUGAAGUUACCUAAGUUUGAUCAACCAAUUCGCCCGAUAUUUUACGAAGAGGACGUUCUCAGAGCGAAAUUCUAUAAAACGUAUCGAAGCACAGCUGGUAUUCAAGUGGAUAGUUCAAGAACAAGUGUCUCGCAGCAAUUCAUCAACGAGUACAAGCUAGUGAAAUCAGAGAAUGCCAGUGCAACGCCAGAAGAAUUGUUCGAACUGACGACAAAAAGACUCAACGAGAAUGGAAUUAUGUUGAAGUAA